Chilo suppressalis (striped riceborer) is the source of this 2518-nucleotide messenger RNA. Lineage: Eukaryota; Metazoa; Arthropoda; Insecta; Lepidoptera; Crambidae. The record is from the annotation of a GenBank genome assembly.
GCCGGUUGACCGCGUCUAGUCGCAUUUAUCGUGGUCGCGCGCGGUCGUAUGUGACCAUGGCAUCGACAAAAUACAUCGCGCUUGUUCUUUUGUUUAUUGCAAGUGCCUCGUGCAAAUCACCAUGUACGUUACCUUAUUUUGUUUUCAUUUAAGUAUUGUAUUUUUAUCGUAUUAUACUACUAUAUUAUACUGUGCGUGUGUGUUCGAAAUGUACGAAAAAUAUUACAUUUGGCAAAUGUGAUUUAUGUAUGUAGGUACUUACUUACGUAGUUGGAAAAUAAGGUACUCUUAAAAAAUAUUUAAUAUUGUUGCUGUGCUAUGGAAGUUAUAAUAUUUUGAAGAACAAUUAAGCUUCACUUAAAUAUUAUAAUACUUAAAAAAUAGUGAUCUGAAACUAACAUUUACUGAAUAAAAUAUGUGUACCAAAACAACACCUCAAAGCUUGCGAGGAAAUGCUGCAAGUAGAAACAAAAAGCAAAGUUGCAUUAGAAUGUAUCCCAGCUAGAGACAGAAUGGAGUGUUUGAACCAUGUACAGCAAAGACAGGCUGAUUUCGUGCCCGUAGACCCUGAGGAUAUGUACGUGGCUACGAAAAUACCAAACCAGGACUUCAUUCUCUUCCAGGAGUACAGAACUAAGGAUGAACCUGACGCGGAGUUCCGUUACGAAGCUGUAAUCGUGGUGCACAAGGAUCUGCCAGUAAACAACUUGGACCAGUUGAAAGGCCUGAAGUCUUGCCACACCGGGGUCAACAGAAACGUGGGCUAUAAGAUACCUCUGACUAUGCUGAUGAAGCGUACCGUAUUCCCCAAGAUGAAUGACUACAGCAUAUCACCCAAAGAGAAUGAAUUGCGGGCUCUUUCUACUUUCUUUUCGCAAUCGUGCAUCGUGGGCAAAUGGUCGCCAGAUCCGAAGACGAAUAGCGCUUGGAAGGCACAAUACAGGCAACUAUGUUCUCUUUGCGAACAUCCGGAUAAAUGUGACUACCCAGACAACUACAGUGGUUAUGAAGGAGCUCUAAGAUGUUUGGCUCACAAUGGCGGUCAGGUUGCCUUCACCAAAGUCAUCUAUGUUCGCAAAUUCUUCGGGCUCCCGGUCGGAACUAUCCCAGCUAGUACGUCAAACGAAAACCCCGAUGAUUUCGCGUACCUCUGCGCUGAUGGGUCUAAGGUACCCAUCAGGAGCACGGCUUGCUCGUGGGCCGCGAGACCUUGGCAGGGCCUGAUGGGCCACAACGAUGUACUAGUCAGGAUAUCACCGCUGAGGGAGAAGAUAAAGCAACUCUCAGAAAUUGGACUCGCAAGCAAGCCGGAAUGGUUCACUAAAGUAUUGGGACUCUCCGAGAAGAUCAACCACGUAGCAAGAAAUGUGCCCAUCAAGCCAGUGGACUAUUUGAAGAAAGCCAACUACACGGAGGUCAUUGAACGCGGCCAUGGACCACCGGAACCCGUCGUCAGGUUGUGCGUGACAUCUAAUGUAGCACUGGCCAAGUGUCACGUCAUGUCCGUAUUCGCAUUCAGCCGUGACAUCCGUCCAAAACUCGACUGCGUUCAAGAAGCCUCCGAAGCGGACUGUUUGAAGAGCGUUCAAGAUAACGGCUCCGAUCUAGCUUCAGUAGACGACUCAAGAGUGGCAGCCGCAGCCAAUAAAUAUAAUCUACAUGCAGUCUUCCACGAAGUGUAUGGAGAAAAGAAAACAGCGAAAUACGCUGUAGCUGUCGUUAAGAAGGGAACAACGUAUAACAAAAUUGACGACUUGAGGGGAAAGAGGUCCUGUCACAAUCCUUAUGGAACCUUCAGCGGUCUAGAUGCGCCGUUGUUCUACCUCAUCAACAAGAAGAUCAUCAAAUCAGACCAGUGCGUCAAGAAUUUCGCUGACUUCUUCUCAGGCGGAGUAUGUCUACCAGGUGUGGAUAAAGCUGAAAACAAUCCCAGAGGUGACAACGUAGCCAAUUUGAAGAAACAAUGCUCUGGGGAUAACAGUCCGUCUAAGUGUCUCGAAGAAAAUCGCGCCGAUGUUGCCUUUGUUUCAAGUACCGACUUAUCCAACUUCGAUACAUCACAAUACGAUCUCCUUUGCCUAAACCGGGAAUCCGGUGGACGCGACGCACUCACCAACUAUGCCACAUGCAACAUCGCUAUGGCCCCCUCAAGGACCUGGAUGUCCGCCAAAGACUUUUUAGCUGAUGUCUCCAUAGCCCACACACCGUUGAGCUUGGCCGAACUUUUGGACGAAUCUCCCGAUUUGUUCAAUAUUUACGGGGAAUUCUUGAAGAAUAACAACGUUAUCUUUAAUAAUGCUGCAAAGGGAUUGGAAACUACAGAGAAAUUAGACUUUGAAAAAUUCAAAACAAUCCAUGAUGUCAUCAGGAACUGUGGAAUUGCUUAAUAUUUUAAAUUAAAUUAAACAUUUGUAAAGUUAAUUACUAACAGUUUUGUAAGGUUGAAGAAAAGUCUGAUGUUUAAAUAGCUUGAUCUUUAUUUAUCACUUAUAAAGAUGAAAUGAAAAUAAAUAUUAAC